Messenger RNA from Cylicocyclus nassatus, 1000 nucleotides. The record is from the annotation of a GenBank genome assembly. Lineage: Eukaryota; Metazoa; Nematoda; Chromadorea; Rhabditida; Strongylidae.
AGAUCGCCAUCAAAAUCAGAGAUGGAUCCAGCCGUUGCUAAAGCUCACAUUCCCGAGCCUGAAUACUUCCAAUACACUACAAGAGACGCCGUUAUCUAUGCGCUUGGGGUUGGUGCACACGCCAAAACCGAUCUACGAUAUGUCUACGAAAUGGCUGAAGAUUUCCUGCCCUUACCCACUUUCGUGGUAGCCCCAGGUUUGAGGGCUGGUAACAUAAUGAGUUGGCCAGGCAUUGAGUUUGAUCUGACCAGAAUUCUACAUGGUGAACAGUACAUUGAACUGUACGAGCCUCUUCCAGCUGAGGCAAAACUUCGAUCCGAGGCCAGAGUGGUAGAUGUUCUUGACAAAGGAUCGGGAGCACUGAUCCUCACAAACGUUACUACUUACGAUGAAACAAGUGGGAAAAAACUUUCCAUGCAACAACUGGGUAUCUUCCAAGUUGGCUCCGGGAAAUUCGGAGGACCUCGCAACAGUCCACAUGAAAAGCCAGCCGCCGAAAUACCGAAACGACAGCCUGAUGCAGUUUUUGAGGAAACGACUUCUGUUGAUCAGGCCGCUUUAUACCGAAUGGGUUCCGGAGAUUUAAAUCCGCUACAUAUCGAUCCAGGUUUUGCCAAGAUGUCUGGAUUCAAAGAGCCUAUUUUGCACGGUUUAUGCUCUUUGGGCUUUGCAACACGACAUGUGAUCAAGCUGUGGGCUGAAAAUGAUGCCUCUCAAUUCAAAGCACUCAAGGCACGGUUCUCAUCCCCCGUCAUUCCUGGGCAAACACUACUUACUGAAACAUGGAAAGACGGUAACCGCAUCUUGUUUCAAACGAAGGUGAAACAAACAGGAAAAGUGGUAAUUGCAAACGCAUGGAUUUCGCUGAGCAAGGUAGCAGCCUCUGCAGCCGCAUCCGACACACUUUCAAAGCUUUGAACACCCAAAGCGCUCUUAAACUUUAUCUGAGAUCAAUAGAUCAAGAGAAAAUAAGCGCGAUCAAAUAAACACUUUGGAAAAA